AUGCCAUGCUUGCCUUGCGGCUGGCGUCGGCAAUGUCCUGAUACUGCUGAAGUGAGAGCCUGCGGAGGGCUUGCAUCCAGCAAGGGCAAUGGGCUGUUUGCCACACGGUCCCUGGUGGAAGACGAGUUGCUCUUCGAAGAAGAUCCUGUCUGCGGCAUGGCUAUGCUGAUGUUCGACGAUGCUGCAUCGGGAAGGUUUUGUCAGCACUGUCUGGUGCUGCUGCGCGAGGAUUCCGAGACAGUCUCCUGUCUGCAAGAAUGCGGGGCGUCAUACUGCAGCCAUGCAUGCCGUGAUGCUGCAAAGUGGGCUUACCAUGAUGUUCUAUGCCCUGUCGCCAAUCCUCGGUGGGGCGAGUACGUGGAGAGGGCGCGUGAGUGCGGGAACGAGUACUACGUACUGGCAGCCCGAGCGUUGGCGAGCCUACGAAACUGCACACCUGCGGAUGAUGGUGAAAUGUGGACGCGGACGCCUUGGUUUGGAUAUGCAGCGCCGCCGUGGUGGCAGACAAUGAAGCGCCCGAUUUACGACACCGAUGACGAGUCCGAUGGUGACAGUGCGUCACAGCCUCAGGACUUGGAUUCGGAAGACAACGCCUCCCUGGAUCGUUUUUUCCAAUCCGCCGUCCGCACGCAGACGUCGGAGAUGGCAGAGGAGCUGGCUGCGAUUCUGGCGAAUUCGGACUCAGUGUGGUCCUCCUUGUUGGCGGGACCUCAGGCUUCUGAGGCUCUUGGUCGCCUCAUGGGUCUCGUGAGGGUGAACUCCAUGGCCAUCCAGUCGCAGACCGGUGGUGACAGCGGUGACGAUGUUGAACUCGCCAAGGGUAUGGCGAUCUACCCUGUCACCUCCGCCAUGAACCACGAUGCAGAGUCGAACUGCUAUGUUGCGAGCAACCCGAGUGAGCCCCAGCGCUGCUACGUGCGUACGCGCCGGGCGGUAGCGGCGGGUGAGGAGCUGUGCAUUGAUUACCUGAGCGGGGCGCCAUACAGUGAUGAGCAGCGCUGUGACAUACUGCAGCACCAGUAUGGGAUUCCAAGCACGUGA
Molecule: messenger RNA, 1041 nt
Organism: Symbiodinium natans
Lineage: Eukaryota; Dinophyceae; Suessiales; Symbiodiniaceae
Source: the annotation of a GenBank genome assembly